Acanthaster planci (crown-of-thorns starfish) is the source of this 1091-nucleotide messenger RNA. RefSeq names its product transmembrane protein 26-like. The record is from RefSeq and is a predicted model, not a curated record. NCBI's taxonomy places the organism in Eukaryota, Metazoa, Echinodermata, Asteroidea, Valvatida, Acanthasteridae.
GUCGACCCAGUGCGCGUUUGGAAAGGGGCGACAGAUUUCCCGUAUUGUGAUGUCCUAUCCAGUCUAUAUAAUGGAGAUCAAUGUUCUGUCCCGGUGUAGUGGUGUUCCUGAUUGGCUCAGUGCCAGCUAUCUGGCUACUCGAACUCGAAAUCUACGAGCUUCGAUCGACUUCCAAAAGAACGACGGAAGAGGGUGUUAUGGUGGAUGAUGUCAAUAAGGUAUACGGUGUUAUCAUAGAGUGGAUUCUAAUAACGGAACAAAUGCUGCCCCUCUUGCUCAUCGUGGGUCGUUGGCUGCUGCCAAAGGGCGCCAUCACCCGAGACGAGCUGUCCCAGCUCCUGCUCGUCUACUUCGCCACAGCGUCCGACAUCAUCGAGUUCUUUGACGGCUUCAAGGAACCUGCCAUCAGGUACAACCGCCAGUUGGUCGUCACCCUUCUCACACUGUGGAGCUGGAGCCUGCUGCAGUUCUCGCUGGUCACGACGGCUACCAGGAGCUCGGUGACCAAGCCCACUGGCCAAUCAGAGUCGACGUCGACAACGACGACGCAGGCGAGGAGAAAAGGUCUGUUGCAGAGGGCGGUGUUUAAGCGAUUCCCGCGCCUAGCCGCCUCUCGGGCCGUCGCACCGGUGUGCCCUGCUAACCCUCUCCUCCGUGACCCGGUUGAAGGGUUGAUAAUUCCCGUCAAGCCAGAGCACGAGGUACGGGAAGACGCCACCCCGGCCUGCACGUGCCUGGAGAGCGACGUCUGGUCCGUGGUGGCCAGCAUCAUCCUGCAGGAUGGGCCCUUCCUGGUCUUCCGACUAACGCUCAUCACCCACUUCCGGGCCUACAGCCACACCAACAUCUUCUUCACCUGUAAGAACCUGAUCGUGGUGGCUCUGCAGGCGUAUCGGGUCCUGGUUCUGUACGCGGAGAGGCGAGAAAAGCAGAGGCGGGACAGAAAGAGGAAGGAGAAGUUGGCGAAGAGGCUGGCUGAGCUGAAGAAACAAGGCUACAGUUUCCCGCCAGAAUUGGAAGCCGACAUUGUAGUAGCAGACGAUACGUCCGACUUGGAUCCCUACGUUGCUGCAAUGCUGCGGCCCGAGUGA